Parasteatoda tepidariorum (common house spider) is the source of this 396-nucleotide messenger RNA. RefSeq names its product protein FAM200C-like. NCBI's taxonomy places the organism in Eukaryota, Metazoa, Arthropoda, Arachnida, Araneae, Theridiidae. The record is from RefSeq and is a predicted model, not a curated record.
AUGGCCGCCGACGUUGAAUCAAAACUCAUCAAAUUUCUGAAAGAAGGUAAAUUUGCGUUGCAGAUUGAUGAAUCAACUGUGAUAGAAAACAGAGCUGUUUUAGCUUACGUGAAAUUCAUAAAUGAGAGUAAGGAGAUAAACGAGGAAAUGCUGUUUACAAGAACUUUGUACACAGAUGAAAAAGGUUCGUCGAUUUUUAAAUUGGUCAAAGAUUAUUUUGAGAUAAAAGAAAUUCCCCUCACAAAUGAAAGUGCUUGUGCAACAGAUGGUGCUCCAACCAUGUCUGGUUGUCAUACUGAGUUUCUGGAUCACCUUAAAAAAGAAGUACCGGAAGUUAUCUCAUCAUUCAUCGUCAACUUUUGGCUGCGAAAAAUUGGUUAUUUCUGGAAUCAAUAA